This is a messenger RNA of Enterospora canceri, 1179 nucleotides long. The record is from the annotation of a GenBank genome assembly. Lineage: Eukaryota; Fungi; Microsporidia; Enterocytozoonidae.
AUGAUUAGUGAUAAAUACAUAGUGAUACCAGAAAAGAUUAGAAAAUCGCACAGAGAGGUAUUCCAAGCCCAGAAAGAGAAGCAUAUCUUUGGAUUCCUCCGGAAGUUUCUGAAAUGGCUUGAGGACGAUAACAAGUCGUACAACAAAAUGGUUCUCUUUGAAAAUCCACUCAAAAUGAAUGACAAUGCACGAUACAACAAGGAAUUCAACCAGUUGAUCCAUGAUUUCCUACAGAAUGUCAUCUACAAGGAUUAUUCUGACAAGAAGCAAGGAAAGAGGUUCAAAGGAGAAGCACAUACAUUUAUUGGCGUAGGCUACGAGUUUGGGAUGUUCACACUGCCCAAGAAUGCACAAAAAGCCUACGAAAACUACAACGUUGCUGCUCAGCUCAGCAAUGCAAUGGGAACGUUCAAGCUGGCCCAAUGUUUUGAAAAGGGGAGUGGUGUGUCACAGUCGAAUGAGACUGCACUUAGUUUCUACAGGUGCGCUGCCAAACUGGGUCUCGUGGAUGCAUUACACACGUAUGGGAUGAUCACAUAUCAUGGAUUUGUUGGAUCACCUAAGGACCAGAAUACAGGCUAUUACUACAUGAAGGUUGCAGCUAAAAAGGCAGAUAAGUUGUGUCCGUAUCCACUGUAUGAUCUGGGACUCUUCUACGAAUCAGGUGGAAAUGAAUGUGGCGUAAGCGAAGACUUCGUUUAUGCUCUUGAGAAUUUUGAAAGGGGCGCCCAGCUUGGAGAUCCAAAUUGCAAGUUCAAACUGGCACAGGCCUAUGAAUUUGGAGACUUGAAACUAAAAAAGAACAAAAGCAAAUCAUUGGAACUCUACAAGUCAGCGGCAGAGAGUGGAUCUGUGGAAGCACAGUUCUACAUCAGCGAAUGCUACUUGUCAGGCAAAACUAAACAACUGAACAGAAACUACUUCAAGAGCUACAAGUGGGCCAUACAGGGAGCAAUUAAGGGGCAUCCAAGUUGUGCUUACAAGUGUGGGGAAUCAGCAAUGACUGGAACAGGAACUGAUGCCAAUGUCCUUGACGCGUUAUUCUGGUACGAAAUUGCCAAGGUGUUUGGCCACGGAGACGCAGAUCAGAAGAUCAAGGAACUCAAUUACAAAAUCAACAAGGAGAAUGUGGGACCUGAAUGGCCAGAGCCAUGCUGUUGCUGCCUAUUUGGAGGUUAA